AUGUCAGUGCAUGCUUCACGUGUGCCUCCCAGCACAACUAUAAGGGACAUCACACAGGCGGAGUCAGUGUAUUUGAAUAAACGCCACUGCACUCGAGAGAACAACUUAAUGGAUACAUUUUUCAGACCCGUGCAUCCAGAUCAGGACGCCAGAAAUCACCCGAAAACUGAAAUGUGCGACCAUCCAGAAAAAGAACACAAACAUGGAAAGGCCAGCAGCACCAAAUCUCAAAAAAUGAGGCAAAAUCAAGGCAAGCAUCACCAUCACCAUUACCACCAUGAGUCGGAUGACAAUGGUCAAGAAGUCCACUCAGGAGAGCACAGCGUUGUCAGUGAUCAUCACCCGAACCACCGAAGUCAGCACGACAAUCCUCCUCACGCUCGCCAUUACACCCACAAGCAAAAGCGACGUCAUGUCUCUGCAUCCUCAUCGUCUUUAUCCUCAUCAUCCUCUUCUUCCUCCUCUUCUUCCUCCUCCUCCCGCUCCUCCUCCCGCUCCUCCUCCCCAUCUUCUUCCUCCUCUUCUUCGUCUUCAUUUUAUUCCUCCUCAACAACGUCUUCCUCCACUCUGAGCCCGUCCAACAGCAGCGAGGGUUCUGAUGGAUCUCCUCUUAGAAAGCCGCUGCAUUCUCAGUCUUGCACAGAGAUUUCUGGGAAACGCAGGCACUUUGAAGAGGAAGAUGACACAGCCCCUUUGAUAAAUAAAAGAGGUAAUCAGAGCAGAACAUCUGCCAAAGAGAAACGAGAGAUGGGCAGGGUCUCUCACAGAGGCUCUGCCAAGGGAGCUGUGAAGAACAAAGGAGCAAACAAAAGAAACUCGCGGAAUCAAGGAAGUUUCCGUAAAGCCAAAUCAAUGGAAAAUCUCCCAAGAUCCAAAGACAGAGGUGGGAAUGGAAAUGAGGAUGAAUAUCAACAGGAGAGAAAUAGUUGUGAAAGAGGGAUGGCAGCACAGAUAAAUCCAGACAGCAGAAAAGCCGUCCUACCAGCGCUGAGUCAAUUAGCUCCAGCAAGCACUCCCACACAAGCAAACAUUCCCACUCUUCUCGACAUUCUUCCCACCAUCACAAUCACCAUUCAACAAACCCCGUCCAUCACACACAUCACAGGUCAAGAAGCUCUCACUCAUGUCCUCAAAGUCCCGAGCAUCAUUCCAAUUUGCCGCCCCAGAAGCACCACCACCAUCAUCGUAGCUCUGGUCAUCAUCACAAAGACAAAGGCCCAAAAAAUCAUCAGAACCAUGGAGAUCAACACGUCACAAGCCUUCAGCAUCGCCACAAACACCAACGCAGUCCUGCCUAUCAACAUGGAGACCACAGCCAGUCUCCUCACAACAAAGAAAACCACGACUCAUCACACCACCAUGAAUAUGAAGACAGCCGUCAUGAAAACUGCUAUAGCCCGACUCAUCAUCAUGGUGAGCACCACAGCCUUGCCCGUGACCAUCACCCAGAAGCCCACCAUGACCAGGGUCAUCAGCAGGGAGAUCAUCAUCAAAAUUACCAUGCAAACUCUCGUCCGACCACGCCACGUCACCAUGAACACCACAGUUCGUCCAGUGAUACUGAGGAUUGCCAUGGUCCAACACAUCACCAUGGAGACCACCACAAAGACACUCAUCAGCACCAUGGAGAUCACUUAG
Messenger RNA from Menidia menidia (Atlantic silverside), 1638 nucleotides. The record is from the annotation of a GenBank genome assembly. Lineage: Eukaryota; Metazoa; Chordata; Actinopteri; Atheriniformes; Atherinopsidae.